UAUAUGGAUAAAAUUGCCUACGAUGUACUUUAUUCAUAUCCACUUCUACCGGAGAAUCAGGUUUGGGGUGAGGCGAAGAACUUACAUUCGAGUAAAUGCAUUGAUACAAUGGGACGGCCGAUACCAGGCAUUGUCGGAGCAACACCUUGUCAUGGCUAUGGAGGCAAUCAGGUAUUGAGCAUUGUGAUUCGUCGAGCUUUCGCCUUAACUGGAGUAAUUUGA
Messenger RNA from Anisakis simplex (herring worm), 222 nucleotides. NCBI's taxonomy places the organism in Eukaryota, Metazoa, Nematoda, Chromadorea, Rhabditida, Anisakidae. The record is from the annotation of a GenBank genome assembly.